This is a messenger RNA of Macrobrachium nipponense, 600 nucleotides long. RefSeq lists its product as uncharacterized. The record is from RefSeq and is a predicted model, not a curated record. NCBI's taxonomy places the organism in Eukaryota, Metazoa, Arthropoda, Malacostraca, Decapoda, Palaemonidae. Bases 1 to 600 code for a protein of 199 amino acids. The transcript has a single exon.
AUGGCCAAGUUAGAAUCACUCAAUGCAAAAUUCGAUCAGGAACCCCAAUACCGCGCCGAUUAUGAAAGGGUAUUGCAAUGUUACUUAGAUACGGGAUUUAUUGAGAGGUUAGAAGCCCGCAGAAUUGAAGGAUAUUACGUGCCUCACUUUGGGGUGAAAAAGGAGAGCCAUACCACCUCCUUACACAUUGUGUUCAAUGCAUCAGUGAAGUCCAUGGACAGACUGUCAUUAAAUGAUUGCCUUCCAUCUGGCCCCAACUUGGUAGAGGCAUUGCAUAACUUCUUAGUGAAGUAUAGAUUUGGCCGAUAUGCCUUAAUUGCAGAUAUUAGCAAAGCAUUCCAUCGCAUAUUGUUAGAUCCAAGUGAUGCAAAGUACACACGAUUCCUCUGGCAUGAGGCGCCUAAUCAAAUGGCAACCUUCACCAUUCGGGUUGUGGUAUUCGGCGUCACUGUGAGCCCCUUCCUACUGCAACAAGACCUUCAGACUCAUUUGCAGAGGGAAGGACAGCCAGACUUGCUUAGUCAAUUUUAUGUAGAUAAUUAUAUCCAAACUUUCAAUGAAACGCAAUCGCUGAUGCAGGAACACAAGUGCAAGAGAUAA